AUGGAGCGAAGACGACGAGAACGAGGACAAGCGAAGAGAAACAGAGAACCAUAUCACUUGACAGAUUUAUUACUUUGGGUGCAAACUUUGCAGUUGCGAACUUACAUUUGCUGUCUAAUUGUACAAUCUACCAUUGCCACAAAAUUAGCUGAAACUGUCUUAAUCAUUUAUCAACAUCACAAGAAUGCUGAAGGCAAAUAA
Clunio marinus is the source of this 201-nucleotide messenger RNA. NCBI's taxonomy places the organism in Eukaryota, Metazoa, Arthropoda, Insecta, Diptera, Chironomidae. The record is from the annotation of a GenBank genome assembly.